Molecule: messenger RNA, 1313 nt
Organism: Passer montanus (Eurasian tree sparrow)
Lineage: Eukaryota; Metazoa; Chordata; Aves; Passeriformes; Passeridae
Product: dystrobrevin beta-like
Exons: 3
Source: RefSeq, a predicted model, not a curated record
GUUUUACAAUUCCCUGGUCUCAUCCUGUCCUGUUUUGCAGUGCCCUGGACAGCCCAGGCCGGCUGGAUGAGGAGCACCGGCUCAUCGCCCGCUACGCCGCGCGCCUGGCCGCCGAGGCCGGCAAUGCUCCCCGUCCUCCUGCAGACCUGCCCUUCAGCUUCGAUGCCAACAAGCAGCAGAGGCAGCUGAUAGCAGAGCUGGAGAACAAGAACAGUGCAAUUCCUGCCUGCAAGCCCUCAGACGCGAUGCCCAGCGCUCCCCUAUCAGGCUCAGGACUCCCUCACCUCUCAUUAAAUUUCCUUUCCUGCAGUCCGGGAGUUUUCUAGCCCCGCAUUAACACACCCCCCAUUGUUCCGUUUGUCUUUCCUUUCCACUUUUACCGUUUUUCUGCUGACCUGUCUCAUGGCUCCAGUCACAGUUCUGCUUUUCUGCCUUUCACAGCUUUCCCAAACCCCCUGACUGUAGGGAUUCCCACAGUUACCUGGGUGCAUCUCGGCACUCAGCCUCCCUGUUAUCUCAGGGUGAUAUCUGUCUCUACCCCUCACAUUCCUUUUCACUCCAUCAGCGCUCUGCAUGGUGUGAAAAACGCCAGCCACUUGUUUUAGUGUUAAAAGUUCAGUAGUAAUGAAAUGGUUAUAAAAGCAGUAAUAAAAAUGAGAGCAAUAAGAGUUUGGACAAUCAGGGUUAGGACAAUAAAAGACAAUAAAAACAAAGGUGCCUCUUGCCCCAGAAAGGACCCCCAGUAACAAAGGGUUAACCCUUAAAAGCCUGCUGCACAUUCAUAUAUCUCAUACAUGAUGCAUAAAUUCUUUUCUAACAAAGGGUCUUCUCUGGUUCUUGUCGACUUCUCCCCCUUGAUCCUGUUGGCUCCUUAAAUUUGGGAAGGAGGUGGAAGAAAAUUGGUCUUUUCCAAUAAGGAGGCAAUAAUUCUUCUCUGGGGGAUUUUGGUGUCUUGUUUGCUGUUAUCUCUGUGCAAAGAAUUUCUUGAAUAUCUCAUCCCUUUCUUGAGCUAGUUAAAAAAAGUAUCUCACAUUGCACAGUUUCUAUUUUAACAUUUUGUUAUAACCUAAAACUACUUAAAAAGAUUAAUACAAUACAACUUUCUAACAUAACACAUAUAACAUUAAUUGUCAUAUCUGCAAAGAGCCAAGCAUGUAAUGUGCACUUUUCACACCAUUCAGACCCUUAUGCACAGUAAACUUUUCCCCAGAGCAGUUUCCAAGUUCCAAGAGCUCUUUAGCCUGGCUCCUCCUCAGUCCCACCUUUUUAGAGCACGUGGAUUCCUGGGGUGCUUUUAGUAAUUUUUAUCAUCA